Molecule: messenger RNA, 1330 nt
Organism: Paramisgurnus dabryanus
Lineage: Eukaryota; Metazoa; Chordata; Actinopteri; Cypriniformes; Cobitidae
Gene: cnmd
Product: chondromodulin
Biological process (GO): negative regulation of endothelial cell proliferation; negative regulation of angiogenesis
Source: RefSeq, a predicted model, not a curated record
CAGAAGCUACAGAAAGUCUCAAAGCUUUGCUUUCAGACGACCAGACUCCACCAUGGAGGCAACAUCAGAAAAAUAUCCUGCUGAGGUGUAUGGAGGUUUGAUGAUGAAACCCAACGAAUCGAGUCGUCUCAGGAGAACGGUGAUCGCUGCCUUCGUUGCAGGAGCUUUACUGCUGCUGCUUGGAGGAAUUGGAGGAUUUUACCUUUGGCAAAUGAAUGAUAAAGAAGUGAUCACUGCAGACUACAGCAGAAACAUUAACAUAAAGAUGAUCGAAGAUUCUUUAGAGUUGAACUCUGAGAGUAAUCCAGAGCGAUUCAUGACAGACGCUGGAGAAGGAAACAUUCGGGAAGCUCAUGACUUUAAAUCUGGCAUAACCGCAAUGAGGUUUCCUGGAGGAGAAAAGUGUUACAUCAGAUCCCAGAUCAGAAGUAAACUUUCUGAGGAGGCGGAGGUUAUAUCAAUCAAAUCUGAUGUGGAUUCAUUGGUUUGGAUGGCAUCUGAUGAACCUCUGAAGGACAACAGUUUUCUCAGCUCUGAAAUACUCAGAUUCUGUGGAGACCUACCGGUUUACUGGCAACACCCUACCAACACACGAGCAUUACGGAAGAGAAGAAGCGUGAGCCGGCCGAAACGACAGAAUGAAGGUAGAGUAAACCCAAGACAGUCGAGAGGUCGAAACACAACAUCCAGUGAAAGUCAACAAGGGAGAGGAUCUGAUUUUAACCCUGAAAACCCAUAUCAUCGUAAUCAGGAGGCUGAAGAGACGAUGACCUUUGACCCCAUGUUGGAUCACCGUGGCAUCUGCUGUGCUGAAUGUCAUCGCAGUUAUACUCAUUGUGAGAGAGUCUGUGAGCCACUCGGUGGCUAUUGGCCGUGGCCGUACAAUUAUCAGGGCUGUCGGAAGGUGUGCAGGGUCAUUAUGCCGUGCCGCUGGUGGGCGGCUCGUAUCAUGGGUCUCGUGUAGGGUCUUGUGUUUCUUUAUGGGCUGAUAUCAGGACAUCAGAAGUGCCCUUAAGGCCUAAACUGAGGUACAAUGAGAUAUUUACAAUAAAAAAUCAACUCAUUGUUGGCUACAUUUAUGGUACAAAUGGUAGACAUUUAUGUUUUAUUAUGUUUUCCUUUACAAAUAAACCUACCUUACCAAAGCUGCAUCUGUGUAGUUCAGAAUAACACUAUAUAGAUUUUUCCAUCUAUAGACGGUUUCAUCGGACGCACGUGAUACACGUCUGGAUCCGAACCUUACUUCCGGUUUCAUUUUUUUAAUGGUCUGACUAGUUACUAAACUGAUAUCUUGAACGAAUGCCUCGUCGAAAAUAACACAUGUUUUGGU